Molecule: messenger RNA, 735 nt
Organism: Ambispora gerdemannii
Lineage: Eukaryota; Fungi; Glomeromycota; Glomeromycetes; Archaeosporales; Ambisporaceae
Source: the annotation of a GenBank genome assembly
AUGGAUAAAUUCAUACAUUCCCAAGAACACAGCGUUAUAGUCGACGAUGAUACUAACACUAAUGACGAUAAAAAUUAUGAGGAAGAAACUCAAAAUUUAUCAAAUGCCCUGAAAAAUCUUUUAGAAAAAUUUUCGUCAACCACAAAUACAGGCAGUUAUGAUGAACAUCUAAAAGAAUGUAUUCGAAAUUGGUUCUCUCAACACAGAGAAUUUACAGAAAGUCAAAUCAUUGCGCAUCUAGAAAAUAUCGCUCACAAAAAUUGUGAUUACGCAUCCCUAUUAGGAUUCGUUUAUGAUAAAUCACUCGGAACUAUAUACGACCCUCAAAAAGCAUUCAAGUGGUAUCUACAAGCUGCUAAACAGAAUGACGCAUUCGGUCAAAACCAGGUCGGAUAUUUUUAUCAACUUGGAAUCGUAACAGAAAUAGAUCACAAGAAAGCUUUCUACUGGUAUCAAAAAUCAGCGGAGAACGGUUGUAGUAAUGCUAAAUCCAAUCUCGGAUACUGUUAUGAGAGUGGAGUUUAUGUAAAGAGAAAUGAUAGAUAUACGCUUUAUUGGUACUCUAAAAGUGCCGAGAUGGGUGACGAAUUGGGCAAGUGUAAUUUGGCAUAUUUGUUUUUUUGUGGUAUCGGAGCGAAUGCUGAUGUUCAUCGCGCUUUGAAGUUGUAUCUGGAGGCGAAAAAUAUGGGAUGCUCGAAAGCGGAGGAUUAUAUUUGUAGCAUUUUUCUUUGGUAA